Molecule: messenger RNA, 3377 nt
Organism: Diachasmimorpha longicaudata
Lineage: Eukaryota; Metazoa; Arthropoda; Insecta; Hymenoptera; Braconidae
Gene: Nhe3
Product: sodium/hydrogen exchanger 6
Exons: 13
Coding region: 136-2145 (669 amino acids)
Biological process (GO): proton transmembrane transport; potassium ion transmembrane transport; sodium ion import across plasma membrane
Cellular component (GO): plasma membrane; recycling endosome
Molecular function (GO): sodium:proton antiporter activity; potassium:proton antiporter activity
Source: RefSeq, a predicted model, not a curated record
CACAUAGGUGUCCCAUAGGUGUCGCCCUAACCUCAAAAAACGAAAAAAAAAAUUCCUUUCGUGUUGAAGAUAGACUUGAAUAUAUGUGAACUGAAGUUCAGUCGUUGCUCAGUGGCCGGUUGAUGAUCAUUGAAGAUGAUCGGAGGAUUAUUCCUACUCUGCACAUCGUUACUGAUAAGUAAUUGUCAUGGUGCUGCUUCGGACAUCGAGCUGGACGCCAAAGCACAAGCCCUCCAUCGUCUCGACAGUUUGAAUCUUCUUCUCUACACAUUUCUCCUCAUCCUGACAGUGUUGACAAUCUGGACAUUCAAGCAUCGUCGCCUGCGGUUCCUCCAUGAAACGGGACUGGCUGUCAUCUACGGCCUCAUUAUCGGCGCAAUAAUUCGUUAUUGCUUCAAAACAAGUCCCAUCACUCACAUGCGCGUCGAGCCAGAAGUUGACAACAGAUACAACCAAUCAGUGCCACCUGAUUCUCUGUGGUUACGCUUUCCGGAAGAUAAAGGCGGUGGUACGAUUAAAAAUAAAACAUUUGCGUACUCCUUCAGGGGCGAGAUAUUUAAACAAGACAGCGAGAUAGAUCUGAAGGCAACAUUCGAUCCAGAAAUUUUCUUCAAUAUUAUUCUACCACCAAUCAUAUUUCACGCAGGAUACAGCUUAAAGAGAAAAUAUUUCUUCCGUAAUUUAGGUGCCAUUUUGAUGUACGCCCUUCUGGGCACGACAAUAUCAUCAUUUGUUAUCGGGACACUGAUGUACACGUUUAUUCAACUAAUACCACACCUGUCCCAGUCAUUUGGAUUUCUGGACACUCUUUACUUCGGGGCACUGAUAUCACCGACGGAUCCACUGACUAUUAUUUCGAUAUUCAACGAUCUUCAUGUGGAUGUCAAUCUAUACGCACUUGUCUUUGGAGAGAGUGUGCUUAAUGAUGCUGUGGCUAUCGUUCUCAGCGGAUCUAUCCAGAACUAUGGGACGAGAUAUCAGACGGGCUCUGGAGGCUUUGAGACGGUGGCUUUCUUCCAGGCACUGGGGGACUUCAUCGGUAUAUUCAGUCUUUCAUUAUUUAUUGGAGCCUCAAUGGGCUGUUUAACCGCUCUUCUGACUAAAUUCACGAGAGUCAGGGACUUUCCACUCCUCGAGUCCGCCUUAUUCGUUCUCAUGUCGUACAGCACCUUUUUGAUUGCUGAGUCGUCGGAUUUAACAGGUGUUGUCGCUGUAUUAUUCUGCGGAAUAUGUCAGGCCCAUUACACCUACAACAAUCUCAGUCCUGACUCUCGACAGCGAACAAAACAGCUGUUCGAAUUGCUGAAUUUUCUCGCCGAGAAUUUCAUCUUCAGUUACAUCGGGGUCUCGAUGUUUACAUUUCCAAAACAUCGGUUCGAUCCUGGAUUCAUAUUAUCGGGAUUUGUGUGCGCUCUUAUAGGACGUGCUGCCAAUGUCUAUCCCCUGUCGUUUCUUCUGAAUUUAGCGAGAAAACCGAAAAUACCGAUGAACCAUCAGCACAUGCUGUUCUUCGCUGGAUUGAGGGGUGCCAUGAGUUUUGCACUUGCCAUUAGAAAUACGGUGUCUGAUGCCAGGAAGGCCAUGCUCACCACGACGAGCCUGAUUGUUAUAUUGACGGUUAUAUUUCAGGGUGGGGCAACCACCCAAUUUCUCAGUUGGUUUAAGAUACCGGUUGGAGUAGAUGAGGAGGUGGAAGGGCUCUCCCAUGGCAGCGUUCGAAACGUGUACAGUUCAGUGGACACUAGUGGGUCCGGUGGCGAAGGUGGCUUCGGAACUCUGGAGAUGCGCCGCGAGCGAAGUCCCCCGUACAAUUCGAUGCACGAUGGCUCACUGCAGGGUGGAGGCAGUACCGCUGGUAAACCCAAUGAGAAGGCAUUACUUGCACGAAUAUGGGGUGAUUUUGAUACAAAAUAUAUGAAGCCACUUCUCACCCAUUCACGACCAACUUUAUUGGAGACUCUGCCAGUUUGUUGUACACCUCUUGCGAGGCUUUUAACGACAGCUCAACAAUUGUCCCAGGACAAUCCAGCGAGAAAAGCAGACUCAGACUCUGAUCUGUGCCUCGAAGCACAGGACGUCGAGUGGAAUACGAGUAUAGAGCCGUCACCUGCCGAGCAAAUGGGCCACAUUCACAUGAUCACUUGAUGCCCAGGGGUAUUGUAACCUCCAAAUUAAUUAUGAACAAUGAGAGUCGUGAGCCCCGUUUUCUCUAGAACAAAAUGGUGAUUUUUUUCAUACGGAAUUCAAUGAACAAUAAUGAUAUUCGUGGCCUUAGAAUCAUCGACUUCAUCGGAAUAUUUAAUGGAUUGGGUUCUUAGACAAUUUGUUACUUUCAUUUUACUGUGAGUGUUUAGUUAAUUUAACUCGAAGAGCCUAGAGCAGAUGCACCAGUUGUUUUUUGGAGAUUAGAGUUCAGAAGGGCAGGAAAAAAUGCUAGAGAAGCUCUAGUAUUUUUUCGAAGGGAUUCCCUUCGUAAGCUCACCCAAGAUAUCCUAAAUAAUCUCAAGAACAUAACCUAAAAUUUUUUUAAACAAUUUCUUGCGAAUUUUGUAGACUUGCAACACAAAAUCAAGAAAAUUUUUUAAUGCAUUAAACAACUCGUGGAUUUACUCUAAUUGAUGAUUAGGUUACACCUCGGGAUCAGUAUUAAAGUCCAGAAUAGAAAUGUGUUCAAAAGUAUUUUACGUCUAGUGGUUCGAGUUCAGCCCUUGAAUCUGGUAAAACUGGAUGAACAAAGUCUGAAUUCCCUUUGUUCAUCUUGUUCCACUACCUCAGCAGUGAAGUAAAAAAAAUAUUGCAAUUGUGCGAGUGAGAUGAGUAGAAAAAAUCUUGCCACAGGGAUGAGUGAAUCCUAAACACUACUAUUGAUAAUCAAACACGUGAAAUCAUUGAAACGUGGUGCCAACAACUACUAUCAGCAGAAAUGUAGAUGUCCCAUUAAUGUCACAAGUUCAUCAAGAUGUUUAUCAUUGCGUUGAUGCUUAACUUAGAUUGUGGCUGUGAUUGCCUGUUUGAUGAGUCCGAUUAACAAUCAGAGGUUGUUACAGAACGCAAAAAUGAAGAUUAAUUGAUUCAUUUCUUUCGUGCACUGUCGAUUUUCAAGGACAAUGAUCUCCAUUGUCAAAUUUUCGUGAAAUUUUGCUGUAGAAUAUGGAAAUUUGAUGAGACACAUUAAAUGGUUUUUAAUGGAUAUAUCUUGCAUUCCAUUCUUCUACAAACGACUAAUUUCAUGCAGCAGCUGUCGUGAUUGAUUUCGUUAGACAGAAGGAUAGAUUAAUAUAUGAAGUUCAAAUCGUUUUUACCAUAAUCGUAAUUGAAGUGAGACCUCAUGUAUUACAAAAGCCAAUGUUUAAUAAACUUAAUUUAUAAAAAUAAAA